CUUUACAGUAGCCAUGUGGGGGAAAAUGAGUUUAUUUUUAUACACAAUUCAAGCAUGAACGGGGAUGAACGGCCUGUUAUCUUUGUGUUGAUAUAAACAGUUCACGUGUUGGCGGACUUAUUAAAAUUUAUAGAAUCACAAUAUUUAUUUAAACUACUUAUUUAUUAAGUCAUUUAUUUGAAAAGGUGUAUUUUCACGUGUUUGUUGUUGUUCAACUUGUUGUUAAGCUUGAUAAAUUGUAUAAUUUAUACAACUAAAAUAAGAUAUAUUUUCUAGUGAAAAUAUUAAUUAAUUUAUAAAAAAUGGGUGCUGAAGAGUAUGAUGUUGUGGCAGCAGACGGUGCCAAGCCCGGUUCAACAAGUUCAACCGGAGGUGAAGACGAUGCGAUUAAUCUCAAACCAAAAAUCUCCCUUCUUAAUGGAGUUACUAUAAUUGUGGGAUCAAUCAUUGGUUCUGGUAUAUUUGUUAGUCCAAAAGGAGUUUUAGAAAAUGCCGGAAGUGUAGGACUGUCUUUGAUAAUAUGGGUAAUGUGCGGGUUAUUUUCAAUGAUUGGAGCGUAUUGUUAUGCAGAACUUGGUACCUCAAUUAUGAAAUCUGGAGCAGACUAUGCAUAUAUUUAUGAAGCUUACGGACCAUUUCUUGCGUUUUUAAGACUGUGGGUAGAGUGUAUGAUUGUGAGACCUUGUUCACAGGCGAUUGUUGCAUUGACUUUCUCAUACUAUGUGAUAGAGCCGUUGUUUCCUGAUUGUGAGCAGCCAGAUAUUGCUGUCAGGUUAUUGGCUGUUGUUUGUAUAUUAAUUUUAACGUUUAUCAACUGUUACGAUGUAAAGUGGGCAACGCGUGUCCAGGACAUUUUCACAUACGCCAAGUUGCUGGCAUUAGCCCUCAUUAUCAUAACUGGGAUUGUACAGCUAUGUAGAGGAGAGACGGAGAACUUCAAUGAUCCGUUUGAAUAUACAGAAACCAACAUUGCAAAAGCUACACUAGGCUUCUAUUCGGGGCUGUUUGCUUACAAUGGAUGGAACUAUCUUAACUAUGUGAUAGAAGAACUUCAAGACCCAGUCAAGUAAGUUUUGUUCAAGUUGAAAGAUCGGGUAACAUCUGUUCUCUGCUGUAUCCCAGGUUUUGGAUCAUUAGCAUGCCUAUUUAAGAAAGCCAGCUGUCUUAAUUCGUCCACCAGUCAAG
This is a messenger RNA of Mercenaria mercenaria, 1185 nucleotides long. RefSeq names its product Y+L amino acid transporter 2-like. Gene Ontology annotation, biological process: amino acid transmembrane transport. NCBI's taxonomy places the organism in Eukaryota, Metazoa, Mollusca, Bivalvia, Venerida, Veneridae. Bases 303 to 1070 code for a protein of 255 amino acids. The record is from RefSeq and is a predicted model, not a curated record. Gene Ontology annotation, molecular function: L-amino acid transmembrane transporter activity. Gene Ontology annotation, cellular component: membrane. The transcript has 4 exons.